CCGGAAGCAGAAGCGGAUGAUUAAAACGCACCUGAUAUUUUGCUUGCUGCUGUCAGGGUCAGUGAAUAUUAUUUUUGAAGUCACAGUUUAUUGCUAAAGAAUCAGUUAGCUCACUCGGACCAGUUAAAAGUUCCAAAAUAACAUCCACUCCAGGGAUACAAAUUCAGGAUACGCAGAAGACUGCUGUUUUAUUAUAGGCGGUUGUCAUAUAUUGUAUUAUCCGAGUUGCACAGUGUAUAAACUGGAACAUUGAGAUCAAAAGUGCCGACGCAGAGUGAGCGAUCUGAUUCUCUAGCUGUAAACUGUGUCACAGGAAUCAAAAUGGCCGCGCCCUAUGUUGGGCGUGUCGGACCUCUCUCUUGCCCCGUAUAGUAAUCAAAGUAUGUGGAACUAGCGCAUUUGUGUUCCACCGACAGUUAUAGUAUGUGAGCCAAAGACCUCCAUACCUACGUUAUAGUAUAAAGGUUAAAAUGCUGAAUGUGUGUGCACAUUAUAGUAGAUAAUAACGUUUGGGUGUAAUGAAUCUGGACUACGGGUUGGUUUGACAAAUAACAAGUCCUCAAGGUACAAAAAAUGUUAUGCGAAAACGUUAUAGUAUAAAAGCUGAUUUUUUAAUAUGUUCAACUGCAUGACAUUAUAAUCUGCAAUUAACAAUAGGCUGACAGUUCUGGCUGCGAGUUCCGUCUACCAGACGCUUUUAAAGUAUCGAAAAAUGUCUGUACUUUAUAGAAAACUUUGUUAUUGUUAAUUUUUCAGAAAAUUUUAUUCUUGAUACCUAAAACCCACUAAAAAAUUUGAACCAUAACGAGGGAGGUAAAUAAAUAUGAAUUUAGCUCAAGAGUGAAGAACCUUUAUUUUAAAUAAAAAGAGAAAAAUGUUACUUGAAAAAUCUUUAUUUAUCAGAAAUAUGAGCAGUCUGACAUAUCCGACGGGUCUAACAGUAAAAGGUCAGACGUGACUGUGAGCGAAGGAGCAACAUUUAUGCAUAUAAGUCCUAGUGAGAGUAUUAGUCUUCCUUGAACAAAAGUCGAAGUUCGGUUACAACUUCUCUAGAGUUCCAUGUGGUGCCAGUGUUCGUUGGAAUUUAGAGAUGGACAAUAGCAAAUCCGUAACUGGUAAGUACAUUUACGGAUUUGUUACACCCAUCUCUAAAUUCACGCGAUAUAACCAAACUUCGAUGUUCGUUCAAGGACGAAUCAGCCGAGUCGGACUCACUGAAGAUGUGUUUAUAAAUACGGGCCCUAGUGAGAGUAAGCUGCUACUGAUAUACCUACUUUGAACCAGUAAAAAUUAAAAAAAGUUAAUCUGAACACACUUUUACUAGUAAUUUUUAGUAGGUAUUGACUGAGCUGUUCUAUUAAAAUCUGGUUUUCAGGGCCGGGACUAGUUCCGGGGCCCGCCAGCGGUAUAAGGGGGGCCCGGCAACCUGAUAUUUGUUGGUGAGUUCGGCACAAGACUAGAGAGGUAUUGUUUUUGUUUGAGGAACUUUUUCUUAUUAGAAAAUUCAAUUAUAAUAUAGGAGGAAAAGUUUUUUUUUUUUUAGAAAAUUAAGAGGGUAGAAAAGUGUUAUUGCUUGAGUUUUUUUUUUUUUUAGAAAUGUAUUCAAGAAGAACAGGAAAAGUUAUUGUUUGGAGACCUUUUUUUUUGUCACGGGGCCCGAUCUGGCGAAUUGUCCUGGGGCCCGGCCUGGAUCUCGGCGGCCCUGGUUGGUUUAACCAGAAGAGUUUCUCCAUUUAUAAUGUAAUGUCGCUAAAUUGAUUGUAAUGACUUAAAAAUAAAUUAAAUGGUGCCAUUUACUUUUCAGAAAAGAUAUUGUUUAAAUUUUGAAACAGUCCUAAAUUUUUAUUGGCAAAGUUAUGUCAUUUAUUGUGGUAGGGUGAAUGCGCCUGUUAACCGGCCACCACCAAUUAUCGGCCAUUUUUUCGUUUUAUUCGUUUAAUAAGACCUCUUAUAUUUAAAAUGUAUUACAUAAAUACCCCCUUUCGGCCAGUCUUUCUUACAUUUCCCGCUUAAUUUCAACUACAUUUGACAGAAAGAACAAGUGACAGUUUCAUUGUAAAGAUGGUGCCAACGUGAUCAACAACAAAAGUGUAAGUUUGUCAAAAAAAAGUGCAGUGCAGAACUUAUUGUAAAAUAGUAAGUAUCUUUUGUUUCAUUAAAUCUAAUUAUUUUUUAGUAUGAACAUUUAGUUCUAAUUUAUUUAAUUAAAAAGUCAUUUAUAUCUAUAAAUGCUGGACAAAUUAGGUAGCCGAUAAACUGGGAGCUUGAAAACACAUGCUACCCGUUUUCGACCGGAGUAGCCGAAAAAGGGCAAAAAUAGAGGAAUUAUAAUGUCUUUUUCUAACGUUAUUAAUUUAGAUAUAACUUUCUUAUUUCAACACAAUGUUUUAAAGAUUAUUCGAAAACCAGAAUCCAGUUUUCGAUCAAUUUUUUUUUAAAAUGUGCGGGAAAUAGAAAAAUAUGUAUGUAUUGGCCGAAAAAAGGUACAAAAGUAUAAAACCAUGUAAUUUAAAUCUCCAGAGCAAAUUCCUUUUGUCGUCCUCUUGUUCUGAAUUUUAUUUUGUUUAAUUUUUUCAGAUGGCUCACGAUAAAAAGAAACGCCAAAUGGUGGUCAGAAAACAAUUUCAGAAGAGAACAUUUUUUACGUAUUCUAAUGAUUCUCUAAACCAAGAUCAAUUUGAAAUAAGAGAAAACAAAUAGUAGACAAUUUGGAGUAUCUCAAACAACCAUUCAAGAUAGGUUAAAAGAAAAAAUUUCAAAUAUGAAAAAAACAGAUAUAAAGAAAACCGACUUAAUUGAAACAGUGACUAAAAUUGCAAGGGACACAAAUAAACUGCAUUUAUUCAAGAAUCAAAGGCCUGGGCAAAAAUAGUUAGGGAAGCAGAAUCCAUUAAUAAAGCUCGCGCUCUAAUAACAGAGCAGUAUAUUAAAAAUUGGUUCAAGGAAUUGCAAGAUUUUUUGGAAAGUAAAAAUUUGACCGCAAUUAUGGAAAAUCCACAAAGGAUAUUUAAAGGGGACGAGACUGCCCCAAGGGCUGGAAAAAUUUAUACACAAUUAAAAAAGGCAACAGUUUUCAUGAACUUUAAUGCACAUGGAAAAAUGUGUCCACCUGUCGUUGUGUUUCCAUAUGUUCGUCCUCCACGAUCACUGAUAGAAAGUAUGCCACCAAAAUUGGCCUCUUAGGGAGAUCUGAUAGUGGAUGGAUGACUGGAGAAGUUUUUUUUCGAAUAUAUUUCCAAUGAAUUCAAUAAGUGGCUCACCGAAGAAAAUAUUCCAAAACCAAUUAUUUUAUUCAUCGAUGGACAUAAGAGUCGUAUGACUCUACCACUAAGUGAACAAUAUCAUUCUUUAUGCGCUCCCUCCUAACUUUCACCCAUUUACUUCAGCCAGCUGAUGUAAGCAUUUUCAGACCUCUCAAACAGCAGUGGAAAACCACAGUUUCAAAAUGGCUAAAUCAACCAGAAUAUGUAAAUGUUACAAUUACUAAAUUAAAUUUUUGCAGGGUUUUAGAUGAGACACUAAAAUCCAUAAAUUUCAUAAGCUAUGUAAGAAAUGGAUUUCGGAAGUGUGGUUUAUAUCCACUGAAUCCAGAUAACGUGGAUUAUACUAAGUGCGUCAAAAAUAUUCUAGAGAAUAAACAACAACAUUCUAAAACUGAAUCUAAAGUAACAUUGGAAAAUUUAGAAAUUGCCGAGCAUUGUAUCAGGCAAACUGAGCCAAAAUUGUACUCUUAUGGCAUAAAUAUCCAAGUAAUUUACAAUGAAUUAGAUGAGUUACAACCUAAACAACAUGAAAUUGAAGUUGGAACAAUUAUUCCCAUGGAAGCAAUUACUAUUGUUCCCGUACAAGACAUUAUUCUCAAUGAGCCUGAAGUUUCUAUGGAAGUGGAAUCAGAGCAGCAUAGUCAGGAUAUCCGCGACUCCGAGCAGUCUGAUGGUACUGUGAAAGAUCUGGUUAGUAAUGUAGCAGAUCAAGCAGGAUCUAAUAGCUUGACAGAUGAAUCUCCAGAGGAAAUUGACGGUGCUUUGAAUACCAAAUCUAGCGAAAUGCAACACAAAAAAAAUGAAACUAGAAGUAUAACAGAAAAUAAACAACCUCCUGAAGAACUGGCUAACAAUGUAGAAAUGACUAAUAAUGCUGUUUUAGGAAACAAAAGCAGUCAAAAUGGAGAAAAUGGAGCGUUGAAGACCAUCUUUCCAUCCAAUGACGUACUGCCAAAAAAGAUCGAUCCAUUUGAAGCUCAUUUAAAAUUUCCACUACCUUCCAAAAAAUCAGAAAAUAAAACACCAAAAGAAAAGCUGCUUAGAGCCAUUUCGUCUGAGGCUUGGAUAAAGUUAAUUCAUCAAAAAGAAGAAGAAAAGAAAGAGAAAAAGCAAGAUUGAGAAAGGAACAGAGAGAAACUAAAAUUAAAAAAGAAACUAAACGGAAAAUUGAAAAAAAGAAGAAUACCAGAAAUAUAAAUCGAUAAGAAUAUUGAAGGAUUGUUUAAGGAAAAAUGCGGCAGCCUAUGUGAGGAGGAACUUAUUAGUGACACAGAAGAGGAUGACAAGAAAAAUAUAGGAUGCGACUUUUGUCCUAAAUGGUAUCACUUAAAAUGCACGAACUGUGUGAUUUACCUUAUGAAAUAGCGUCUCUAAGGAUUAUAAAUGCGAUCUAUGUAAAUAACAUUUUUAAACAAAAAAAAAACUUACUUUUUUAACGAUAAUUUCAAUUUUGUUUUUAAUAUAUUUUAAACUCAAGAAUGAUUUAUUAAUUACGUAUUUCCUUAAAACUAUGCUGACUUGAACUGGUUGAUAUCUGUGUUGUUUUGGGCCAUCUGGUCGAAAAUUGGUUAAGUGCUGGCCGGUGAUGGGCAUAUGAGGGUCAAAACUAGGAAAUUUUUUGCCUAAAUAUUUAUAAAAGCCUUUUUUGUAUCAAUUUAUAAAAAAUGCUGGUAAAUAAUGAAUCUUUAAACUUAGUUUUAUUGGUAUGGAACAUAAAAGAUAAUUAAAAUUGAUAAGAGAAAUAACUUUUGAGUAAAAAAAAUACCUUAAGUGGUCGACAACCGGCGCAAUCACCCUAUAGUAAAAGUGAAAGUGUAUAGCGGGACCUGAUUUUUCGAUAUAUUGGUCAACAACAGGCCUACCGGUCCCAAUUUUGUAAAUCAAAAAUAGUAAUAAAUAACUUAGCCUUACCUUAAAUUGAUAUAUCACUGAUGUGAUCGAAGGUUUGAGGGCCGAUCCCACCGUUGUGUCUAAACGAAGAUUAAAAUAACAUUUUUACAUUAACAAUGUCAUUUUAAUCUUCGUUUAGUAAUUUAAACUCCUUUAACACAACGGUGGAAUUGGCCCUGAAUGACAAGUAUGGAGUGUAGAAGAAAGGAGGACAAUCUCACACGGUUGUUUAUUUCAAAAAGUGUCACCCAAAAUGUAUAAAAUUUAGAUGGCGCUCGUGUACUAGAAAGGAAAGAUCCAAUGAUAUAUAGUUACAUAGAUAGCUCACCCAGAUGUAAAUCAGCACUAUUUUUGUUUAUUAUCAAAAUUUCUCUACGAUUGUGAGCUAAGUCGCUUUUUACGAGGGCCGUUCAUGAUGUAGUUUUUAGGCUAUACCCUUUGAGAAUAUGUACUCUUACCUCUACACUCCAUACAUAUGGGUAAGCAAUAUGUACAUCAUUGGUGUCAUUGUGUGAUCUGAAUUAUCGACUGUCAGCGUCCCUCUGGUACAGAAGCACCAUCUUAAUUUUAUACAUUUUGAGGGACACUUUUUAUAAACAUAGCUAGUUCUGCUUACCUAUACACUCCAUAGACAUAACCUUCAAAUAAAUGUACAUUGCACAUUUAGAAAAUCCAAACCAAUAGGAAAAGUAUUCCUUAAUGGCCCCACAAUUAGGUAUUCCAAACAAAAUGGCUGCCAGUAGGUAAUGACAGAUUAUAAAAUGGCAACCCUAUGAUUUUGGCCCGUUCUGGUGAUGAAAUAUUCUAUUUUAUUGUUUUUUUUAAGAGUUGGAAUUUGAGAAAGCCGCUCUCCUCUCAAGAACUUCUAAAAGAAGUGGAAAAUCUAUCCAAAGAGGAGUUCAGGGACUUUUCGGACAUUGAUCCUGAUUAUAAAAAUUCUGACAGCGAGUUGAGUGGGACAUCCAGUGAUGUAUCCAAUGAUGAGUCGAGUUCAUCAGAUAAUGCAGAGAUAAUAGAGAAUGAAGAUGAUGAAAACGAUACUGCGCCAGAUCUUCCAAGUAAUCAAUUUAAGUUUUCUUGGCGCGACUAUUCUGGAAAUCAUCAAACAUUUCGAUUUAGCGGGAAUGAAGGUAUUCAAGUAGAUUUAGCAGAAAAUCUGACACCCGUUGAUGCAUUUGAUCUAUUUUUUUCUCCUGCGCUGAUAGCUCUUUUAGUGGCGGAAAUAAAUCGCUAUGCGGCGUAUGUAAUUUCUAAUACAAAUGUAACGCGCAAAUCAAGACUAAAUCAGUGGUACCCUACAAAUGAACAAGAAAUACGUAAAUUUGUUGGUUUUUAUAUUUGGAUGGGAUUGAACAGUCGUCCGACUAUAGCAUCAUAUUGGUCAACCGAUUUACUAUACAAAAAUCAAGUGUCUCAAGUAUUAUGAAGAAAUCGUUUUGAAAUGUUGAGGAUGAUUCACUUUAGUGACAGAGAAAAUCAGUCAAAUAAUGAUAGGCUUUACAAGAUCAGACACCUGUUCUUGAUAUGCUGAACAAUUUAUUUCAGCAGACUUAUAUCGUCGGACAAGAAAUGGUCAUAGAUGAAAGUAUGAUACUAUGGAGAGGCAGACUAAAGUUCCGUCAGUAUAUACCAUCUAAAAGUCACAAAUAUGGGGUAAAACUGUUUUAAGUUAUGCAGUCCAAACGGCUAUACAUGGAAAUGAAAAAUUUAUACUGGCCGAACUGAAGAACAACGCCCUGCUGGAUGAAGGUAGAACACUUUACACGGACAACUUUUAUACUAGUUGUCCAUUAGCUAGGAGUCUUCUAACCAAAAGCACACAUUUCGUAGGUACGCUUAAACGAUCAAGAAAAUACCUCCCAAAAGAUGUCACGACAAAAAAGUUAAGAUGCUAGGGAUGUACUUAUGCUUUCCACACUACACGGAAUUGAGAUGAGAGUUCCUCCGCCUUCAAGUAAGCGUAAGAGGGCACUGUCACCAACAGCUAAUGAUGAUGAGCCCACCCGGAAAAAACGAAACGAAACAUCAAAAUUAAAGCCAGACGCUAUUAUUACUUAUAAUAGGGGAAAGUGUGGUAUUGACAAGUCUGACCAAAUGGCGUCCUACAGUACCUGUAAUCGACGAGGCGUCAAGUGGUACCGAAAUGUUUUUUUGAGUUGCUGACAGGCAUAUCCGUGGUAAAUGCAUUCAACAUAUACAAAGAACAGUCCAAUUGUAAAUCAAACAUAAAUAAAUUCAGAGAAGACGUAACCAGAAGUUUAUUAUUUGGAAAUGAUGCCAACAGAAAGUAUCUAGUGAUACCGAAAGUAGCACAUUUAUUGAAAAAAACCGAUGAGAAAACUCGAAAGCAAUGUAGAACUUGCUACAUCAACCUAACAAAAGAAAUGCCAAGAGCAGAAGCAAGAAAAAAAGUAAGAAAAGUCCGAACAUAUUGUGAUGGAAAACCUACAAUGUGUAAAGACUGCCAUAUUAAAAAUCAUAGUUCAUAAGUUACCUAUUUUUUUAACAAUUUAAAAGAUUUGAAAUAAAAAGUUUUCUAUAAUUUCAAUUAAAUGUGGUUUCAUUUGGGUGCCGUCGCGCGCCGUCAAUUUUUUUUUACUUAUAAAAUUCAGCACCGCGGUCCUAAUGAGCAUACAAAAUUCAAUAUAAAGUCGGUCGAAAAAGCCUGACGCGGCCGUGCAUGAUACUAGUCGGCCAUAAAUGACUGACAACGCAAAAUUAUGCAUAACAGUCAGUCAGUCAGUCUUAUUCGACUGACAAAACAAAAUAAAAUAACCAAAAUUAGUAUGCCGGCAGUAAGAGUGUUACAGUAGACAAAUUUGAGAAAAAAUCUGAAAAUUUUGAUUUUAUGAGAUUUAUUAGUGAGUUAUUAAUGAGUUUAAUAUUGAGAAUAUCUCCAUAAAUAUAAACUUUAUGAAAAAAUCAAAAGAGACCUUUUUUGUAGAAAAUUUUAUCUCCUACAAAAUUGGUCUCGUUUGAAUUUUUUAUAAAGUUCAUAUUUAUGGAGAUAUUCUCAAUAGUAAACUCAUUAACUCCAUAAAAUAAAUCUUUUCAGAUAUGUUCUCAAAUCCGUCUACUUUAAGAGAUAUUUUGAAAAAACCACGAUUUUAUAAAAAAAUAUACUUCAAUCGGCACGUGUUCUUGUUAAAAAAAAAAAAAAAAAAUCCCCCGUAUUUUUUCAUCAAAAGGCGUCGGAAAAAAUUUAUUUUUUAACGAUCACUCUAAUAUGUCUUAUGUGAUUUUUUGUAGAGAAAAUAGAUCAUUUUAACCCCUCUGUUCAGGGUAGAGACUGGCACAGGUGCAAUUUGGUAAAAAUUAUUACAUGCCUUUGGAGCAUAUUUCAUUUCGUUAUCAGAUAACGGCCGAAAUUUGCGGUGGGUUCCCCUACUAUUAAAACUAGUUUUUAUUUAAAGAUUUUUUUAGAGAGACCUGAAAGGCGAAGGCCCUUAAACUGAUUAAGAAUGAUAACCAAACAUAAACUAUUAAACUAAUUUUUAAAUGUAAUAAUCGCAUAUGUAGGUCACGGUUCGUAGUCAACACGGUUGCCUAAUCACGGUUGCCAAGGACGCAGUUACGUCACGGUACGAAUAAGUGAGUUCAGAAAAAAUAUUCUACUUGGGGUCCUAUUUUAGUUUUUUUAAAAAUCUAAUAUUUUAUUGUUAUUUAAUGUGGUGUUUAUAUUUUUAUUUCUGAAAUUUGUUCAGGUGUUAAGAGUUUUUAUAAUAUCGGUAGUUUGAUAUUUUGAAAGCUCAGCUACAAAACAGUAAGGAAAAAUCUUGUAAUGAUUUCCAUCAAAUUUUAAAUAAAUUACUUUUUGUUUGAAUUAUAAAAAAAAAUAUUGUGUGAAUAGUUUAUUUUAAAAUUUUUUGGUUAGGGUACGACUUCCGAGCCGAAUUCGGAUCACACUUUAAUUUACUUUUUACACACAAAAAUAAUAAAGGGACUAAAUCUAAACUGAAACCAAAGGCUAAUGGUAAGAUUUUAGUGUAUUAUUCUGCAAAUAUCAUCCACCCUACAUUUAAAAGCAGACGAGAUAGUUUCUUACAAGCAUUAAACACAACGAAGAGCAACAAAAGUCAAAGGGCUUUACUAAAAGACAAAAGGGUGUGUUAUAGGAAGUUUUUAGUAAAAAGUAGUUAUAAAUAAUAAUAAAAAAUGUAUGUUCUUUUACUUUGACUUUUUUUGCUUUCGGUUUUUUUUUUAAUGUUUGUAAGAAACCAUAUCAUCUGCUUUUAAAUGUAGGGUGGACAAAGCUGCAAUUAAUUUAAUAAUAGUGAAUGAUAUUUGCAGAAUAAUUGCUCUAAAAUCUUAACAUUAGUCUUUAAUUUUAGUUUAGGCUCAGUCCCUUUUAUUUCUUCUAACGAUUUUUGUGUGUAAAAGUAAAAAUUGUUUGUCACUAGCAACACUAGGGCUCGCUCCUGGCUUGCCAAGCUGUAGGAUAAUUAAUCCUUAAAGAAUACCUUAAUAAUAAUCUUUUAAAACCUUCAGAAAAGAAUGUAUCGAAAUUUAGAAGAGUUUCAAAUUGAUUUUUUUUAUUAGGGACAAAAUGCCAUAGUUCGUUAUAAAGGAUGAAAUUUUUAGCAAAAUUAUCAAGUGAGUCCAGUAUUUUUUAAACAUUUUUAUUUUUAUUAGAAUUUGUUAUAAAUUUUAAUUUUUAGUAACAAAUCAUAAAUCGCGCUAUAUAUCAUAAACGGUUAACAAUAACGAAUACUGUUAGGGAUGUUCUAGAUUUAGAUGAGCACAUUUUACUCCCCCUAAAACUAAUUCCGUUUAAACUUGGAACACUCUGUAUACCGUGAACUGAUUUUACAUAAAAAAAAAAACAUUUAAAAUAAAAAUAUUCUUUAUAUUAUUUAUUUAUAUUUCAUAUAAAUGUCUUUAUAUCAAAUGUUUUUUAGUUGUAAAAAUAUUUAUGGUGAAUUUGUUAUAAUAGAUGUGCAGCUUUACGUUAAAUUGUACAAGCUUGUAAAACACCUUGAUAUUUCAUAAUAUUAAAUUUGCGUAGUGUUUUUUAUAUUAUUUACAUUAAGUACCGCAUUUAAAAUUUCUACUAAACUAAAUAAAAUUUUUGUUUUAACCAAAUAAUUUAAUUAAUUUUCUACAAACAUUGUUUUCAAUAAAUAAUCAACUAAAAGAAGGCUAACUAGAGCGAUUACAAAAGUCAUAUUAUCAAAAUACAGAUUUUUACCAUAUAUCACGUUUUCCGUAUACAUACCCAUAAAUUUUAUCAUUGGUCCCAUCCGGCCUACCUUCAUCGGACCUUUCGCUUAUUUGCAUUGCAAAAUCAAAAUUAAACAUUAUCGCCAUAAUAAUAAAAUGUGUAUGUUCAUUGUAAUUGUAACCAAACUUCGCUCUGUACACUUUUAACAUGUGAUCACUACAAUUUUUUGCUAAGAAAUUUUGAUUUUUUAAUGUUAAAAUUUAUUUUUAUAAUUUGGUUGUUCAUUUGAUUGGUUUUGGACAAUUGGGACUUUAAAAAAUAAUUUGGAUUAGUUUAACUUCAAACUUAAAUGCUGUUUGAUAUUUUUAUUUAGUUUUAGAGGCAUCGGAUUGUCAUUUUGGACGGUAAUAUUUAGAGAUUAUUUUAAAUUAUAUAUUUUAAUUCUCAUUUUUGAAAGCAACAUUUUAAUUAUCAUUAUUAAACUCCAAAUUCUUAACGCCUUUUUUAUUAUCGUUUUCCGACGCAUCAUUUUUACUAAAAUCAGUCUAUUAAUUUUGAUAUUUGUUUCGAUAUAUUAAGAAUGAUACAAAUAUAAUCAGUAUAUUUUAUGAUAUGAUUAAAAUAAUUGAUAUUAUUAAUAUACUACGGGGAAUCAAAUAUAAACUGGAAUUUUAUUUUUUCAAUACGAGACGUCCUAUUUCAUAACUUUAACAAAAUAAAUAUUCGAUUAUUUGAAAUAAUUCGAGCUAAUUUGUAAAACUCAUACUUCAAAACAUCAACAGAAACCAUAAUUUGGACAAUGAUAUGAUCCAAGAAGCUAUGUUAGAAAGUACUUUGGACACAAAGGAGUUCGGUUACAAUUAGUAUCAGCUCUGAUCAUACUGCAAUAUCCUAUAAAUUCCAAUUGCCCUGUCAUUGGAGCCUAUUUAUCAUUAAUAAUUGAUCCGAAUGUACAUAUUAGAACUGAAGUAGUGAAAAUAAUUGCUCGUAACAUCAUUACAAUUCCCAAAAUUAUAAUGCGAAUAAGAUAUACUGACCAUAUUGUUAUGAUGGCUGCAUUCAGGAGGUGUGCUGACAUUGGUCCAAAGAGAUCAAAAUUAUUGAAAGACAGCACAUUUUGGAAUGUGGUUUGGCAGAAAGCAAUCCAAAAGUAAAAAAAUAACUUUAUUGAAAAUGUAAAGGUUUAAAGAUGGAUGCCUGUGAAAAUGACGUAACAAAUACUGAAAAUAGUACCAAAAAUAUUAUAAAUCUUCUAUUCAAUAUCACAUCAAUUAAAUAUAUAAUUUCUAUUCUACCUCUAAGUGAAGAAAAAGUGAUACCUGUGGAUAAGUUGACAAGUGAAGCAGCAGGUCUAUGGAAUUUAAUUGUUUGCUAUCUCAGAGAAACUGACAUAAAUGAGAAUUAUAAUUGAGCCGAUUAUUCCUGAACUCGCCCCAUUUUCUAAUUACAAACAUAGUAUUAUGACAGAACGAGGCAAAAAAAAAAUGGAAGAAUGGGAACUUUUGGAUUAUCAGUACAGUUUAAACAGUCUAUUUGAGGAAGGUUAUGAUUAGGCAGAUGAGGUCAGCCGAAACAUGUUGCAUCAAAUAACUCUAAAUUUCUUGAGAAGGUAAUUUUGCAAUUGAAGCUCAGGAAACGCGUCUUGCAAUUGGCAUACAAAUCGUCGCAAAAGACGGACGGCUUUACCAACAUCAUCUACCACAUUAUCUACGACAUUCAAGAACCUUUUCAAAUAAUAGAAAAUCGAUAAUUUUCGGUUAAUCCUUAAAAUUAUUUCCAAAUAAUAGGAAUAUCAACUAUUACAUUAAUCGUUAUUUCAAUAUUAUUUAAUUGAUUUUUAAUCUUGUAUUCGAUUGUUAAUAAUGUAUCGAUUAUUAGUAAAUAUCUAAUUUAAUUAUAUAUUAAUAGUCUUUUAUAAUAUCCAAUUCUCGAUAGGAUUGGUCGAUUAUCAAAAUGAAUAAUCGAUUAUUUAAAUUACUGUUUUAGAAUAAUCGAUUAUUUUCGAUUAAUCGAUUAUGUUCCAUUAAUCAAUUAUUUUCAAAUAAUAGAACAUCGAUUAUUUUCGAUUAAUCAUUAAAUUGAUUAUCUCCAAAUAAUCGAAUUAUCUAUUAUUAUAUUAACCUAUAUCGUCGCCGUAGAGGUCAAGGGAGUCAAGCCACAAAUUUGGUGAAAAUGAGUUAAGUGCAUAGAAGUACUUUAAAAACAUUAAAAAUUCCAUGAUCAAUGUAUUUGAGUCACAAUAUGUCCUAGUUUAACGAAUUUUUACAUUUUGUCAAUAGACCUCAUCAACAUACACCAUAGCAGUCAAUGAGGCUAAGCUUUAAAAAUCGUUUGACUACCAACGAUUUCGUCUAUCUUAUUAUGAAAUAGAAUCAAGCGGCUUAACACUUUUGAUCACUACAACUUUCCAAGCAAUGUUUGGCCAGAAGUGCCUGCCAAUAGUGUCAACUUACAUUUAAUAAUUUUCUUCUGUCUUGCUCUUACUCGCCAAGCAAAACAGAGAAACAAAAUACGCUUCUUAGGAUGUCCUGUUGUUUACUUCAGUGCUGGUAUUUCUAAGAAACAUGGCUAAUUAUUGUUUAGAAUAAUUUGUGUUUUUUUGCUUUGAUACUGCAAGAUUUUGGAUUUACAACGUAAAUAAAUGUACUUAAUGAGAGUGGUGAACAAUGAAGCUUUCAAGUGGGAAGAAAAUGGUUGCAACAGUUUAAGUCAUUAAAUAUUCAGUGUAGACGGUGACGAAGUGUAUCCAUAAUAGACGUACCAAGAUUGUACUACAUCCAACUGAAAAUAGACCGAAAAAACUGAACGACUUGUUAAAGCUUUGCCAGGGAGGUAGCAUUCCAUCCACUUAUCAUGACUAUCAGAAAAAGUUGGAACCUGAAGACGGUUCUUUUGAAAAAGCCAGCAGUUUAGAAACUGAUAAAGGCAGUCAGAGUGAUGAAAUAAAGUGUGUAUUGAUUUUGUAACUCAUAAGGUUAAUUUUUCAUUUUUUUUUUUUUUUUUUUGACAAGAAUGUUUUGAUUUUGAUUUUUUUUUUAUUGGUAGCUUUUUUCUGAGCAGGGUUGCUGGUUAAUGAUUGAAAAAUCAUCAAAAAUCAGCUAAAAUAUUUAUGUUUGUAAUAAGUGUGUGAAGUUCUACAAAAAUAUAAGUAACAUUUUUUAUCUAUGGAUUGAUAAAAAAAUGUUUUUAAGAGUUAGACAAAAAGUAUAUUUUUUACUCCAAACAAAGCUACGAGAUUACUCUGGAAAAAAGUGUCUCAGGCGACUAAUUUAGCGCAAAUCAACAAAAUAAUACUGUGUGUUUAGAGUUGUCAACAUGUAUAGGAAGCUUGACUCUUUUGAAAACCGUACAUGCAAUGUAAAGUAUAUUUAAUUUCUUAGUGGUCAAAAGGUAUAACACACACAUAUUUUCAAAAGUAAUACAUUUUUUAAUCACUUUUAUUACAUCAAUAAAAAGAAAAUGUCAGGAUCUAUCUGUAUUCAAAAUUUCAACAUUCUAUCUUUGAAAACAAGAAAAUUUAGCACAAAAAUCUUAUAAUUUUCUGGCACAUAAUCUUUUGCAAGCCGUUUUCUCGAAAUUAGGAUUUUGUGUCCUGGCACUCUUGACAUAUACGGCGACGAUAUAUUGAUAUUAUUUAAUUGAUUUCUAAUCUUAUAUUAUUUUAUUGUUAUUAAGUUAUCGAUUAGUAAAUAUCUAAUUUAUCUAUAUAUUGAUAAGUUAAUUAAACGAUCGUUAUAACAUCGAAUUAUCGAUAGGACUUGGCGAUUGUUAAAAUUAAUUUUUUCCUUGUAGUUCUUGGGUUUUAGGUGUUGGUUAAGGAAUGAAACUCGUGUAUGUGGGUAAAGCUUUCGGCACUGAUCAGUGCCUUCUUCAGUAGUUUUUUUAUUAUUAAUAUUUGUACAUUAUUUUAACAGUCAAAAUUGUUCUACAAGAAAAAAAUUAAAAAAAAAUUUUUUUGUAUGGGUGUUAGUAAAUAAGUGCGACAAACUUCAGGGGGUGGUUCUGCAUGAAAAAAUAAUGACAAUUUGCUAUAUAAACGUAUGUCUGAAAAUGCUUCGUUUUCCGAAUACGGGCUGUUAUAGUUUUUCUUAAAAACUGAUGAUUUACUUAUUGCUCUGAAUCCCGUCGAGAUAUGCAAAUGAAAUUUGGUGGGCUUUAAGAGGUAGUUAUUGCGCAUUUUUUGACAUGCAUUUAAGAACUUUAUAUUCAUCAUUGGCGCGCAUACGGGUAAUGAUCUCAAUUAUUUUAAAGAAAAAAAAUGGUACACCACUGAAAUAUUUCAAAUUUAAAAAUCACUUUUGAGUUCCUCGUUCAAUCUGUGACAAAAAUCUUUUCGUAUGGGGCAUAUCUUGACCGGUUUCAGAGCAAUAAACAAAUCGUCAGUUUUUAAGAAAAACUUUAACACCCCGUAUUCGGAAAACGAAGCAUUUUCAGACACGUUUAUAUAUCAAACUGUCAUUAUUUUUUCAUGCUGAAUCACCCCCUGAUGUUUGUCGCACUUAUUUACUAACACCCUGUAUAUAGUUCACAUUUAGUUUUUAUUCAUUAUAUUUUUGGUCCACCUUUAGUACAUGUUGGGGUGUGUCAUCAUAUUUGUUAAAUGUUUGAAAACCUUUUCCUUUUAUAUUAUUAUUAUUAUUAUGUAAUCGAUUUUUAUCAUUGUCGUGUCCGUUUUUGAUGCUGUAGUAUCCAUUGUCUUUAGUCUCGAUAGUAAGGGUGUUAUUACCCCAUUUUUUCAGCUUGCGGGCCCUCAUAGAGGUCCGGGAUUCAAAAAUUUUAAUUUGGUUUUACGGUUUCUUUUGGUUUUAUUGUUCAACGACCAUGCGGUUUAUUCAAGAUUUGUCAAUUGACAGGGUUGAAAGUUGUUUAAUUUGGCAUAUGUCAUUUGUCGUUUCUUCUUCUUUUUUUUUGUCUUUUAUCGUUAGUGCUGUUAGGAAUAAUAAUAAUAACAAAAAAAAAUAGUAUUAUAUAAAAUAUUGUACCAAUCAUGACCCUAAAAGGUUUUCAAACAUUUAACAAAUAUGAUGACACACCCCAACAUGUACUAAAGGAAGGCCAAAAAUAUAAUUAAUAAAAACUAAAUGUGAACUAUAUAAAAAAAAAAACAAAAAAAAAUUUCUUUUUUUUCUUGUAGAACAAUUUUGACUGUUAAAAUAAUGUACAAAUAUUAAUAAUAAAAAAAACUACUGAAGAAGGCACUGAUCAGUGCCCAAAGCUUUACCCACAUACACGAGUUUCAUUCCUUAACCAACACCUAAAACCCAAGAACUACAAGGAAAAAAUAUAAAUAAAGGUGUAAGAAAAAAAACUUUAGAAAAGUAGGUUUCCUUUCAUAAAGUACCAAUAUUAAAAUAAAUAAUCAAUUAUAAAUUAUAUUCGAAUAGUAUAUUAUUAUCGAUUAUUCAAUUAAUCGAUUAUUUU
This is a messenger RNA of Psylliodes chrysocephalus, 15735 nucleotides long. The record is from the annotation of a GenBank genome assembly. Lineage: Eukaryota; Metazoa; Arthropoda; Insecta; Coleoptera; Chrysomelidae.